AGGUUCUCGUAUCUGGAGGAUAACAACGAAAGAUCUUAUAUCUCUCAGAACGAAUGUGGUAUCUCCGGAGGCAAGGUAUUUCGAACGAACUUCGAUAGCGAUUCAAUAGUUACUAUUAUCUUCCCACAACCAGUCCUCUCUACAAACAUUCGAAUCCAUAUCGAUGGCAUCCAUAUCAAGACCACCCUCAGAUGUGAAAUUCUAGGGAUGCAGGAUAUUGAUUGCGAUGAUCUUUACGCAAGUGGAUACCGUGAGGGCGGUGUUUACACUCUCAAACCAGCUGACGGCAAUCAGUCGUUGGUGGCGUACUGCGAUAUGGACUCGGACGAAGGAGGGUGGACUGUGUUUCAGCGUAGACUUAAUGGUUCGACAAACUUCUCCAAGACCUGGACCGACUACGAGAAUGGAUUCGGAGACCUCAGCGGCGAACACUGGCUAGGCCUCCGGAAGCUGUACAGAAUCGUAGGUCAAAGGUCAUACACACUGCGCAUUGACCUUGAGUACUCUGACGGGACCAGACAGGUUGCCAAUUACACGGGUUUCUCGCUUGGUGAUCACUCCACCGGUUACCGGCUUCAUAUCAGCGGGCUUGAAGGACAUACAGAUGACCCACUGGCCUACCACAACGGGACAUCAUUCAUGACUCCUGAGCAGUUGCCUAGCAACGGGAUGCCAUCCUGUGACGGACCACGCCCAUCUGGCGGUUGGUGGUAUCUGGGAGAAUGCGACGAUCAUGUGGAUCUGAACGGCGUGUUUCCGGGUACUGCUAGUGAUGCUCGCUAUGAGAUGUUUUGGGAGGUUCCUACUAGCGGGAGCCCCACCCUCACAUUCAGUGAGAUGAAGAUUAAACCGAUUUCUUAAACAUUUAGAUAACGAUGAUAAUUGCCCACACUUCGAA
Messenger RNA from Strongylocentrotus purpuratus (purple sea urchin), 898 nucleotides. RefSeq names its product microfibril-associated glycoprotein 4-like. The record is from RefSeq and is a predicted model, not a curated record. Lineage: Eukaryota; Metazoa; Echinodermata; Echinoidea; Camarodonta; Strongylocentrotidae. The transcript is spliced from 5 exons. The coding region runs from base 208 to 861 and encodes 217 amino acids.